CUGUUCAAAGGUUAGUUUGACAUCUCCGAGCCAACAUGGCGUCAUCCCGCGUCCAGUUUCACGGAGUCUGGGGUCUAUCCCACUGAACACCAGGCCACUGCUGACUGACAGUGCGCACCAUCAUGGCGGAGGCAGGACAGACGGAAUCAGAGCAGGACAUCGAGAGCAAGAUCGAAGAAACACGACAGAGGUUUAAAAGCGAGUAUGUUGAGGAGUCCCAAGACAAAUACGACAGCAGAGACGUGGAGAAACUCCUGCGAGAUGAUGCUCUGCUGGAAGGAUACCUCACAUGGAGACACUUCGUGGUGGACGACACCUUAAAGAUGAUCGACGAGAGCUUGCAGUGGAGGAGAGAGUUUCAGCUCAACGAUCUGGUGGAGAGCAGUAUUCCCCGGUGGAUGUUCGAGAGCGGCGCCGUUUACCUUCACGGAUACGACAAAGAAGGGAACAAACUCUUCUGGUUCAGAGUGAAACUCCACGUGAAGGAUGCCAAGACGAUAGUGGAUAAGAAGAGGUAUGUGGCGUUCUGGCUGGAGCGCUACGCUAGACGUGAGCCAGGAAUGCCCCUGACGGUCGUGUUCGACAUGUCUGAGUCCGGACUCAGUAAUAUAGAUAUGGACUUCGUGAAAUAUAUCAUUAACUGCUUCAAAGUGUACUAUCCAAAGUUUCUUUCCAAAAUGAUCAUGUACGAGAUGCCCUGGAUCAUGAAUGCCGCCUGGAAGAUCGUGAAGACGUGGCUCGGCCCUGAUGCCAUCAGUAAACUCAAGUUCGUCACCAAGACUGACAUCCAGACGUUCGUCGGCCCCGAACACCUGCCGCCGUACAUGGGAGGAACGGACCAGUUCAAGUACAGUUAUCCGCCUCUCCCGGACGACGACUUCCAGUCUCCAAUCUGUGAAAACGGUCCAAUCGUCAGCGAGGAUGAGAGUGACAUCAAGGAUCUAGAGUCCGACUCCAAAGAAACUCUCGAGUCCAGUUUCAAUGCCGAGCAAUCCAUCAGACCAAAGAAGGUGAAUUUCAUUGAAGAAGGUCAAAGGUCAGAUGAUCUCGACAGAGGAGAACCGGGCCGCCUGAGAGGGGCUAGAAAACCCACGACCACUUUCAAGGGCACACUACUGCACAUCAGUCCAGCAGAGGAGCUCAGCUUCGGUGCUAAAGAAUCAGAGAAGAGGUGUUUGAUCGUCCUCAACAACGUCACCACAAAUCACGUGGCCUUUAAGGUACGGACCACGGCUCCAGAGAAGUACCGGGUAAAGCCCAGUAACAGCAGCUGUGCGCCCGGGUCCAGUGUGGACAUCGUGGUUUCUCUUCACGGAGGCUUCCAGGCGUCUCCUCAGGACCGGUUCCUGGUCAUGGCAGCAGAGACGGAGAGCGGCACUGGAGUCCCAGAGUUAUCUCAGUUCUGGAAGGAGGUUUCAAAAGCCAAAAUCAUGGAGCACAGGCUACGCUGUCACGUCCUAGAGAGUCCCAAGUCUAUUCUCAGCAAUUCAUUCGAUAGUUCGUCAGUGACGUCCACCAAUGAGCAUCAGGAUCUGCAGACGAUGCUGACGCGUGUGAUGCUGACGAAUGCUCGACUGGAGCAGAAGCUGGACUGGUGUGUGUGGAUGCAGAAAGUUCUUCUGGUUCUGCUGUCGUUUCUCCUGGCCCUCAGCUUCACUACGGCCUACUCCCUGUGGACCUCCUGAAACCGGCCUGAGGCUCACAGGCCAAACCGCAGCGG
Rhinichthys klamathensis goyatoka is the source of this 1720-nucleotide messenger RNA. RefSeq names its product motile sperm domain containing 2 (gene mospd2). The transcript has 15 exons. The coding region runs from base 123 to 1685 and encodes 520 amino acids. NCBI's taxonomy places the organism in Eukaryota, Metazoa, Chordata, Actinopteri, Cypriniformes, Leuciscidae. The record is from RefSeq and is a predicted model, not a curated record.